Messenger RNA from Zerene cesonia (dogface butterfly), 998 nucleotides. Its product is annotated as ATP synthase mitochondrial F1 complex assembly factor 1-like. Gene Ontology annotation, cellular component: mitochondrion. The transcript has 4 exons. Bases 150 to 986 code for a protein of 278 amino acids. Gene Ontology annotation, biological process: mitochondrial proton-transporting ATP synthase complex assembly. The record is from RefSeq and is a predicted model, not a curated record. NCBI's taxonomy places the organism in Eukaryota, Metazoa, Arthropoda, Insecta, Lepidoptera, Pieridae.
UGUAAAGUGUAAACUGUCAACUGUGAAGUCGUUGCAUGACGGCGGGUGUGCUAUGGUAAAAUGAUAAAUUCACGAUGUUUAUAUAAUCAUUUUAUUUUCGCAUAAUCUCUAAUAUUAAUAAAUAUUUCAUAAAGAGUUCUAGCGCUGUAAUGGCAAUCUGUCUUAAGCGUUGGCCACAUUAUAUUCAUAAAAUCACCAGGACAAAAAACAUAAUGACCACUGCAAGCAAGUGUGAGAAGGCUAUGGAGAAUUUACAAAAAAACCCUUACUUUGAAAAGUACGCCGAACGCAUUGCAUCGUUGCAGAAAACUUCUCCUGAAGAGUUUUUGAAAAGACUUGAAGAGCAAGAAAAAAGUCGAGAGCAAGAAAAAAAAAAGAAAUUUGCUUCAGUGGACACCAGACAGUAUUCAUCAGUCUUAAACCCCAAAAAAGAUGUUGUAAAUAAACAAUCGGUAGAAGAUAAGAAACUGGAUGAAAUAUUAAAAAUCGAUCUUGUUCAAGAUAAAGAUGCAUCUGAAAUUCAAGUCAUUUGGGAAGAGUAUCACAAAAAUAAAGAGGUUAUAUCUGCUACAAUUCCUUCCCCUUUAUACCGGGAAAUUAAAGAAAGAAUGGUCGAAAAUCCAACUUUCCUCUUUCCCUUGCCAAGGGAACAAGGUUAUGAGUUUAUUAUGUGUCAGAGUUACGGACAUGCAGUUCAUUUCACUCCUCUCUUAGCAUUUCAGGUACAUAAAGAGAAUGCACCAGAAUGCCUGACUAUGAUUCACUACACAGAACUGGAAGACAAGGGUAUUGUAUUAAUGCGAGGGGAAUAUGAUAAGAAUGUGCUGAAUGGUCAAGAAGCUCAGUGUCUAGCUAAUCAGUUCCAGAUCUACUACAAUGGCAAAGAUGAGGAUAAGCUGAAACUGUUACACUCCUUUACCAAGUCUCCAGACUCAUUCAAGCACAUGGACCUCAUCACUGAAUUAGAAAAUAUUACUUUAGUUUAAACAUUAAAAUAA